AAAGGCAUGUUGGACCGCCAAUGGUGGGAGAGAAAAUUACGUUUCUCUUCAGUAUAAAUAAGUGUUCGAGUUCGUCACAGCCAUCAUCUUUAGCACCCACAUGUACUACAAUGAGUCAGAGCCUGAAAAAUAUUGAUGUCCUUACCAGCGAGAUCAUUUGCAAAAUUGAAUUGUGCCUUAAUCCUGCGACAGCACCCCCACCACUGCUGAGGGGGCAUGUCUUAGAGGCAAAGCAAUACCCCACCACCACGAAACACGUCUCCCGUCAGGACACGCCCAGCGUGCCCAAAUUGAGCCAGAACAUACAUAAACAUACUACUCACAUGUAUUCGAUUCGUCUGUGACUUCAUCAAACGACCAAGGACAGUAGUAAAUACGUGCAGUGCAUACUUAGACAAAUUCAUUUCUUGGAAACGAAGAAAUUCUUCUGUGUUCAUGCGAGAUUUUAUCUCCGUACAUUAUUUGAAAAUUUUCAACGUUGAUCAUUACUAUU
Zophobas morio is the source of this 493-nucleotide messenger RNA. RefSeq lists its product as uncharacterized. The record is from RefSeq and is a predicted model, not a curated record. NCBI's taxonomy places the organism in Eukaryota, Metazoa, Arthropoda, Insecta, Coleoptera, Tenebrionidae. The coding region runs from base 21 to 344 and encodes 107 amino acids. The transcript has 3 exons.